AUGGGUAGUCUGUGCAAUUUGAAAACAUUGAUCCUUUCUCAGAACGAUUUGAAUGGGGAAAUAACUGAACUGAUUGAUGUUUUAUCUGGGUGCAACAGCAGUAGGUUAGAGACGCUGGAUCUGGGCUUUAAUGAUCUGGGUGGUUUUCUUCCUAAUUCCCUAGGAAAACUCUCAAACGUGAAGUCUCUUUGGCUUUGGUAUAACUCCUUUGUAGGCUCGAUUCCGAGUACUAUUGGAAACUUAUCGUAUUUGGAAGAAUUGUACCUCUCAGAUAACCCAAUGAAUGGGACCAUCCCUGAAACUCUUGGAGGACUUUCCAAGUUGGUUGCGAUAGAGCUAUCUGAGAAUCCACUGACGGGAGUUGUAACAGAGGCUCAUUUUUCAAAUCUUACAAGUUUAAAGGAGUUUUCAAACUAUAGAGUGACCCCACGAGUUUCCCUGGCCUUUAAUAUCAGUCCUGAGUGGAUUCCUCCCUUUAAACUCAGCCUCCUCAGAAUAAGAUCAUGCCAAAUGGGUCCCAAGUUUCCCGCAUGGCUUAGAAAUCAAACCGAGCUCACCUCUGUAGUGCUCAGUAAUGCUGGGAUCUCAGGCACCAUACCGGAGUGGUUUUGGAAGUUGGAUAUGUAUCUUGAUGAGCUGGACAUCGGUUCUAAUAACCUGGGUGGCAGGGUGCCAAACUCAAUGAAGUUCCUUCCUGGAGCCACUGUUGAUUUGGAAGAAAACAACUUUCAGGGUCCCUUGCCAUUAUGGUCAUCCAAUGUGACGAGACUGAAUUUAUAUGACAAUUUCUUUUCUGGCCCAAUUCCUCAGGAGCUUGGUGAAAGAAUGUCCAUGCUGACAGAUCUAGAUCUCUCCUGGAAUGCUCUAAAUGGCACCAUUCCCCUCUCCUUCGGGAAACUAACUAACUUAUUGACCCUUGUCAUCUCCAACAAUCAUUUGUCUGGAGGAAUUCCAGAAUUUUGGAAUGGUUUACCUGACCUAUAUGUUUUAGACAUGAACAACAACAAUUUAUCUGGUGAGCUGCCAAGUUCUAUGGGUUCCCUAAGAUUUGUUAGAUUCCUAAUGAUAAGCAACAAUCAUCUUUCUGGCGAAAUUCCUUCAGAUUUGCAGAAUUGCACAGGCAUUCAUACUCUUGAUCUUGGAGGCAACAGAUUUUCAGGCAAUGUUCCAGCAUGGAUAGGAGAAAGGAUGCCUAACUUGCUUAUUCUACGCUUACGAUCAAAUUUGUUCCAUGGGAGUAUUCCAUCACAAUUGUGCACUCUUUCUUCUCUCCACAUACUGGAUCUUGGAGAAAAUAAUUUGUCGGGAUUCAUUCCCUCUUGUGUGGGGAAUUUGAGUGGCAUGGCCUCUGAAAUUGACUCUCAACGAUAUGAGGCCGAGUUGAUGGUAUGGAGGAAAGGAAGAGAAGACUUGUACAAAAGUAUUCUUUAUCUGGUUAAUAGUAUGGACUUGUCAAACAAUAACCUAUGUGGAGAGGUGCCUGAAGGAGUAACAAAUCUUUCAAGACUUGGCACCUUGAACUUGUCCAUAAACCAUUUGACAGGAAAAAUACCAGACAAGAUUGGGAGCUUACAGGGGUUAGAAACUCUUGACCUCUCAAGGAACCAGCUUUCAGGCGUAAUCCCCCCAGGUAUGGCUUCUUUGACUUCCUUGAAUCACUUGAACCUGUCGUAUAACAACCUGUCGGGUAGAAUUCCAACAGGCAACCAGUUGCAAACCCUAGAUGAUCCAUCCAUAUAUGAGAACAACCCUGCACUCUGUGGGCCUCCAACAACAGCCAAGUGCCCUGGUGAUGAUGAGCCGCCUAAACCACGCAGUGGGGAUAGUGAAGAGGAUGAGGAUGAGAACGGAAAUGGCUUUGAAAUGAAGUGGUUCUACGUGAGCAUGGGGCCAGGAUUUGCGGUGGGAUUUUGGGGAGUUUGUGGCACCUUAAUAGUCAAGGAUUCGUGGAGGCAUGCUUAUUUUAGGCUUGUGUAUGACGUGAAAGAAUGGCUGCUCAUGGUUAUCUCACUGAAUGUAGCUCGUCUGCGGAGGAAACUGAAUCUAGGUAGUAUUUGA
Vitis vinifera (wine grape) is the source of this 2058-nucleotide messenger RNA. Its product is annotated as receptor-like protein EIX1. The record is from RefSeq and is a predicted model, not a curated record. Gene Ontology annotation, molecular function: protein binding. NCBI's taxonomy places the organism in Eukaryota, Viridiplantae, Streptophyta, Magnoliopsida, Vitales, Vitaceae. The transcript has a single exon. The coding region runs from base 1 to 2058 and encodes 685 amino acids.